Messenger RNA from Dichotomopilus funicola, 1365 nucleotides. RefSeq lists its product as uncharacterized. Gene Ontology annotation, molecular function: guanine deaminase activity; zinc ion binding. Gene Ontology annotation, cellular component: cytosol. The record is from RefSeq and is a predicted model, not a curated record. Gene Ontology annotation, biological process: guanine catabolic process. The coding region runs from base 1 to 1365 and encodes 454 amino acids. The transcript has a single exon. NCBI's taxonomy places the organism in Eukaryota, Fungi, Ascomycota, Sordariomycetes, Sordariales, Chaetomiaceae.
AUGGCACAGAUCGCGAGAGCAUUUGUCGGACCUGUGAUCCAUUCACUCUCGCCAUCUGAGCUCGAGAUUCUUCCCUGUGCUCUUCUCGUCGUCAGCAGCGAAGGAGUAAUCUCGUCUUUUCUCAAAUCCACCGACCCCCAGCAGACUCGGGACACACUCGCCUCCCUCAAUUUCCCCCCAGGCCUCAUCACGAUCCACAACCUCGAACGUGGCCAGUUCCUCAUCCCGGGCUUCGUCGAUACCCAUAACCACGCUCCGCAGUGGGCGCAGCGCGGCCUGGGUCAGGGUAUGCACAUCCUGGACUGGUUAGACGCCAUCACCUUCCCUAACGAAGCUCGCUUCCGCGACCCGGCCUACGCCCGCCGUAUCUAUGCCGACUGUGUCGAUGGCUUCUUACGUCAGGGCAUCACCACCGCCUCGUACUACGGCUCUGUCCACGGCGAAGCCACCCGUAUCUUAGCCGAUCUCUGCCUUGCCAAGGGCCAACGCGCUCUCGUCGGCAAGUGCAACAUGACCCGCAACUCCCCCGAUUACUACCUCGAUGCCUCGGUCGAGGAUAGCCUGCAAGUCACGCGGGCGUGUAUCGCACACAUCCGCUCGCGGGACCCAGAAGGCGCCCUCAUCCGCCCGAUCCUCACCCCGCGAUUUGCCAUUUCGUGUGACGACGCUGCACUUCAAGGUCUAGGUGAUAUCGCGCGUGGCGACCCCCUGUUGCCCAUGCAGACGCACUUCAACGAGGCCGAGCAGGAGAUGCAGGCUACUGCUGAACUGUUUCCGCAAUUCACGAGUGAGGCGGAUCUAUAUGAGCAUUUCGGGUUGCUAAACGAGCGGUCGAUCUUGGCGCACUGCUGUUACAUGAGCGAGUAUGAGAUGAGCCGGAUUAAGGCGCUCAACUGUGGUGUUGCGCACUGUCCGAUUUCCAACAUGACGGUGGGCGGGGGAUUCAUGGCCGCACCGAUCCGCGAUUUUAUGCGGCGUGGUAUCAAAGUCGGGCUGGGCACCGACAGCGGUGGUGGGUUCUCGAGCAGUAUUUUAGACGCCAUACGCCAGGCGAUGAUUGCUAGUCACGCGCGGGAGGCCACGUCCGAGGGGCGAGAUACGGGGCUUUCUGUCCACGAGGUGUUCUAUCUGGCAACACUGGGCGGGGCGCAGGUUUGCAGCCUCGCUGACAAGGUGGGUAACUUUGAGGUGGGCAAGGAGUUUGAUGCCGUGCUGGUGGGUACUCAAGGCACUGAGCGGGGGAUCAUGACCCUGGUGGAGGAAGAGGACAGCCUGAAGACCGUGUUUGAGAAGUUCAUUAUGACGGGAGAUGACCGAAAUAUCACACAGGUGUUUGUCCGGGGCCGGGUGGUGAAGGGAGGUUGA